UUGUUUUCUCAUAGAUUUGUACCGAAAAAUUCUGAGUUGGUCUAUGUGAUGGGAAAUGUGUCGACAAUGGGUUCCAAAAAAGGCUUGAUGAUGAUACACUAAUGUAAUCCAGCUCAUGUAAAUGUUGGAUUCAUAGAAUGAUUCAGUAGCACAGGGAUUCGUAUUUAUUGUUUUGUCUACAUCUCGCCAAUUUGAUUGGUCUUGUUCCGUACUCAGUUACUGUAAACGUCAAAUGAAAAUUACUGUAAUUACAUGCCGAUAUGGCUGAUACACUUAUGCCGCUACCUGUUAGUUUUAUCAUUGUACUAUCUUUAAUUAACUGAAUAACUAUCUUGUUUGGCUUCGUUAGUUGUUCUUGAGGUCGUUAAUUACCAAGAACUAAAUAGGCGUAUUUACAUCAGCUAUAUAUCACAAACAUCGGGAGUAUAUCCAAUGAAUUAGUAAAUUAAGAAAGCUGAAAUUAUUUAGAAUUUCCACCCAUUUCUCAAUCUAGGUGAUAUAAUGCAGGCGAAACUAGUUUGUCAAUGAUCUCAGCGUAGAACUCGAUACGGUUGUGUGUUGAUUCUUGUUAUCAAACUUCAUAUCAGUCCAGUAAGUUCAAUAAACAAAGAUAAAAACCACGUGGUAAAAAUGACGUCACCGAAAGUUUUAUAAAAGCAAACAUCGGAACAGCAGUCUAAGAGAACGAAUAAAAGCCAACUAGAAAUCUGUUUAACACUGGAUUUUCAGAUCUAAUUAAUGAUUUACUAGAAUUCAAGACACUUUUCAACAAUUUCUCUGUUGUUUAAAGUAAUACCAGCUUCUGUGAGAUCUUUUUUUCUUCGUUUCAAGACUUUGACGGAAACUUGGUGGCGCUUGUGAAUUAAACCCUCAAAUGAAGUAAAAUUUCAGUGCAUUGAAUAACUUUUAUCUGUUUACUACCAAUUUUGUUUGUAAAUAUUCUGAUGUAAUGAGCUAUGUUAUGCUUCUGUAGCAGUAAAGUUUGCCAUAUGGACUAAUUUCUGGUGGUUUUGUUUUAUAAGUUAGGUGAUUUGACUGUCGAUUUUUAGUUGUUAUUCUGGACAAAAUCUUAAACCCCCACUCCACGUAGAAGUGAGUUUUCUGGUUGUUCCACAAACACUACAUCUAUCUGUUCCCAUGGCCAUGUUUAUUACUUGGUACCUUCGUACACUUUGUUACCUUCAUUUGUCGUUGUAUUCGUAUCGACUGUUUUUGCUGGUUGAAAUCUAACACUAUGAUUAAUUGGCCUAUUUCAUGUAGGUUCGUAGAUUGGGUGGACAUCAAUGCACCUGUUUAUUCCCAACGGACUUAAGUGUUUUCCCCACGGAGGUUCCCUGGCCGUCUUGGGAUUUCUCUUACAGAUAGUUUCGAAUUCUCUCUAGUUAAACUCACGUCCAUGGUUGUCUACAUAUGUCGAUAUCAGUGACACCAUAUCACGUCUCUCUAUUGCUGAUCCGUGUUCAUUUAUGGAUAGAUGAGGAGGACGUUCAAUUUGUUCAGUGUGAUAGGUCCCGUAGUUGGUGCAAUUUAUUUUGUAAAUGAUGUCUCAUUUCUCUUCUUUUGUUGUUGUCUUUUGGUCUGUAUAGAAUGAAAUAGAGCGGUUGCAUUGGUUUGUGGGCGACGGUUAUUCCAAAGAGCUUUAGAGCCCUUGUGAUGAUUUCUGAGAUGAGUUUCGCACAUCGUAGGGCGAUCUGUUUCUUGGUUGCCAGAUUUGUUUUUUUACUUCUGUGAUUAGUGUCUGGACAUAAUUCGUUUUGUAUGCUGUUGUAGCUUUUAAUACUUGCUUUGUGUACCUUAGUUUUUUCCAUACUUGUUUUUUACGUCCCUCUGUUUACUCUGUUGCCUAAAAUAUCAAAGAACACGACCCUGUCUUCUGUUUCUUUAAUUGUAAAUUUGCUGUAGUUGUUAACGUCGACCAACCUACGAAUAUUUGCAAGUGAUCUCUCUUCAGGAUAACUAACAUGUCACCCGCGUAACCUCUUCUAAAUUGAUGUGGUAAUCAUAAAACUAAACAGGAUGUACCUGAAUCCUAGAGUGUGUUGUUUGCCUGUAUGUUUACUCAUAUGGCUAACCCACUAACAUCUUAAGAGUUGAACUUAGAACUUAGUGGGUGAUUGUUGUAGAUACUGUCUAUAGAGCUCUCGAUUACUCAAGAGAUGAAAUCUUGGGUUGAAGUGGAGAUACGUUAUCAAACAUGCUCAUGAUUACUACCGGUGUCACCAAUUCCGGGGGUAGAUCUAUAUAGUAAUACUGUGGCGCUGUCGAUCGUCUACUCAAUAAUGUGUACUUUUUCAAUAGAUUUGUGACUACAUUUUAUAAAGCCAGCUCAACAAAAAAUGAAGUUUAUGGAAUACAUUUUUCCUCUCUUUUGCUUCGAUACUUUAUGGAAACAGUAUGGGAAAAUUACAAAACUGGACAUUUAGGUGAAAAAAUGUCUGACAUGAAUGCAUGAAAUCUCAUAACGUUAUACGCUAGCUCGAAUCUUGAAAUUAAAGAAGUGUUCACGUGAUUUAAUAGAUCAUCUUGUUUUUAUUAUUUUGAGCUUAUCUCUAGAAACUUAGGGAAGGUCCACAUCCAUCUAAGUUAUAACUUUGGUUCGUAUAACCAGAUAUACAUAUAUCUUUGGUGUUGUUCUUUGUUUAUCAGCAAACAUCCACAAUAUAUUUGUUUUCUAUUUUUCAACCCACCAGUUUACUUGGGCGUGUGAUAUUAAGAUCUUAUCUUGCAGUCUUUGGUUCUUAUGAACCAUGUUGAUCCCUGAAGACCAAAUAUGGAUGGUCGUUGUUGGUUUCAUAAUAGCUUUUAUUCUUGCUUUUGGAAUUGGUGCAAAUGAUGUGGCAAAUUCAUUCGGGACUAGUGUUGGGGCCAAAGUAUUAACACUGAAACAAGCUUGUAUUCUUGCUACAAUCUGUGAAUUAAGCGGUUCUGUUCUUUUAGGUGCUAAAGUUUCCAAUACCAUACGGAAAGGUAUUGUUAGUGUCGAACUUUUUCAAACCAUCGACAACGGGCAUGUACUCUUGAUGGCCGGACAGGUUGCUGCUCUGGGUGGUUCUUGUAUUUGGCUUUUGGUUGCUACAUUCUUCCGUCUUCCAGUCUCUGGCACACAUAGUAUUGUAGGUGCAACGAUGGGUUUUAGUCUUGUUGUUUUUGGACUCAAUGCUAUUCAAUGGAAAGGACUACUCAAAAUUGUUGGAUCAUGGUUUCUCUCACCUCUUCUAAGCGGUUUGGCAUCUAUCGGAGUAUUUUUCCUGAUGCGUUUUAUGGUGCUGAGAAAAGAAGAUCCUCUUGAACCUGCACUUAAACUUAUCCCAGGUUUUUUCGGCACAGUGGUUCUGGUCAAUAGUUUUUCAAUAUUUUACGAAGGACCUUCAUGUACGUUAGCUGCAAAUUGUCAUCGAUAUUUUCAUUAAAACGACAGUUGUUACGUUUGUUGUAAUAGAUAUUUAUUUAAGUGUUGAAAUUGUUUGAUAAUUUGUCAGUGAUGAAAAUAAAUAUUGGUGUAUUUCGCGGAUAUUUUUAUAAUGUGGAUUGUUACUAAAAUGCACUACAGAACUUAUUUGAUGGUAGCUUUCUGGACAUUUUACUUAAAUCUAGCACGAAAUGCACUUGACUGGGAUAAGUUAACUAGUUUUUUCAAUGCUUUUAUCCAUUCGAAUCAAGUUUCCGUAUAGUGUAUCGGUUUAAAGUGUUUAUAUAAGUAGCGAUUUCUAUGCACAAAAUUGAACUAUA
Schistosoma guineensis is the source of this 3729-nucleotide messenger RNA. Lineage: Eukaryota; Metazoa; Platyhelminthes; Trematoda; Strigeidida; Schistosomatidae. The record is from the annotation of a GenBank genome assembly.